This is a messenger RNA of Phaeoacremonium minimum UCRPA7, 1701 nucleotides long. RefSeq names its product putative transcriptional regulatory protein dep1 protein. NCBI's taxonomy places the organism in Eukaryota, Fungi, Ascomycota, Sordariomycetes, Togniniales, Togniniaceae. The transcript is spliced from 4 exons. Gene Ontology annotation, cellular component: Sin3-type complex. Bases 1 to 1701 code for a protein of 566 amino acids. The record is from RefSeq and is a predicted model, not a curated record. Gene Ontology annotation, molecular function: histone deacetylase binding. Gene Ontology annotation, biological process: negative regulation of transcription by RNA polymerase II.
AUGGCAACCGGCGACACCGCCGUCUCUAUCCACCUGGCGAACCGGCCUCCAGUGCUGGCCGAACCCAGCGACAGCAACAUCUCGAGCCCCUUGAGUGACGUCGAGGAUAAGGAUGCCGACGGCGAAGACAUGGACAUCGACCUAAAUAAUGGUCAUGCCGACGAGCAAAAACACGGCGAUCACGAGUCAGACGACGGAGGCGGUUCUGCUUCUCACGCCGCCUCCGACGACGAAGACGAUGACUCCAAUCUGUCGGAGGUCGACGUCAAUGACUCUGAGGCCGAAACAGAGCGCCUCUACGACACUCCACGGAAGAAUACCGACAUUCGCGACACCGUCGUCAUCAGCAGCGAGACCGUCAACGGUGGCACUCCCACCACUCGCGAGCGCAUCUUCGAGCGCAGCCCCAGCAAGCUACAACAGCAGAUCCAAGCUGACGUAGACGCUGAGAAUGCCCGUGAGGAUGACGAGGACGACGAUGACGAGCUCUCAGACGAGCCUGACGACGAAGAUCGUCAUGACGACAAUUCCUCGGUCGCCCCGAGCGAAGCUGAGUCGGACCACGAAGCGCCCGUCAAGGCGAAAAAGAUGUCGCUAUCACCCGAAAAACAAGAUGAGAUCGUGGCCCAGUCUACAAUUGUCGAGGACGUGCUGCUUGAUUCCGCAGAGGAGACGCGAAAGCGCAAGCGCUCUCCGACGGCGGAGGUGUCCGAGUCGGACCAACCCCUCAGAAAACGAACGGGCUCGGUCGCGGCCCCUGGCAAAACGUCACCGACAAUUGAUCACUCAGUCAAAGACGAUGAGCUUCUAGAUACGUCAACGAAUGAUCACAGUGGUGAACAUUCUGGAGACGAGGAUGCCGAGGAUCUGGCGUCCAAGGACAAGCCCGAGGACGUCGCUCAAUCGGUCGAGAAUGUACCUACCGAGACAACACGAUCCAAGAAACCCAAGCGCAAUGGCGGGAAAAAGCGCAAAGGGUCCGACGAAGAAGAUAGCGAAACACUCAAUCAAGACGCACAACCAGCCGACGAAGCUGUCGCUACCGACGAGCACAACGCCGAGGAAGAGAACGCUGAAGCUGAACACGACGAGGAAGCUGAGGCGGCUCAAAGAAACGAGGAAGAACUGGAAAGGAAAAGAGCCGCUUUUGAGCAAUUGACUGCCAUAGAAAAACACUUUGCGGCGUUUAGAGACCGAUUAUACGAAGAGCGACUUGCCCAGCUCAACGAGGAAGAGGCAAUGCUCACCAGCGAGAGCCCGACACACCCCGAGUAUCUCGCCAUGAUGCAUUGCAUUGAUGCGCGUCGAGACGAAAGACUUCGUGUCGUAGAUGUCGAGUAUAAGCUCAACAUGGAAGCACUAGAACGCUGGGCAGUGGCUCGACGAGCCCAAAUUCUAUCGCAAUUCUACCAGAGCAUACGCGAAUCUAGAGAAAAAGUCUUGGAAGAGCUCGGCCGACAGUGGUACGAGAUACAGCACGAGCGCCGGCGUUAUGCCGCCAACAGCAUCCCUGAUUAUGGCAUUCGCUUCCCGGUGGCGAAGGCCCAGCAAAAGAGACAUGCCAUUGCGCAUAGUAAGGAAGUUUCGAUUCUAUCAGGUAUUGCGAGACAUGAGGGCUUCCCCGCGGCGCCUGAAAUGAAAGGCGCAACAGUCUCUGAAGUGGACGAGGAUUUAGAAGCUAUCACUCAGCCAGCAUCCUAA